Puccinia graminis f. sp. tritici CRL 75-36-700-3 is the source of this 553-nucleotide messenger RNA. RefSeq lists its product as uncharacterized. NCBI's taxonomy places the organism in Eukaryota, Fungi, Basidiomycota, Pucciniomycetes, Pucciniales, Pucciniaceae. Gene Ontology annotation, cellular component: mitochondrial inner membrane. The record is from RefSeq and is a predicted model, not a curated record. The coding region runs from base 1 to 465 and encodes 154 amino acids. Gene Ontology annotation, biological process: mitochondrial respiratory chain complex IV assembly. The transcript has 2 exons.
AUGACCACUAUCGAUCAAAGACAGAAACGGCAGACUUACUGGGAUUCGGGCCGGAUGAGUCCAGCUCUACAGCGAGCAAGACUACCAUUCCGAGCGAAGAAUUUGAUGAUGGGCGCAGGGAUCUUAACGUUUACGUUUGGAGUGUACAUGUACUCGAUAGCGGCGGUCAAGCAGGACGACUUCUCGGACAUCCCAGCCCCAUCGCUCGAGAAGAUCCAGCAGAUCAACCGGGAAAACGAACAGCGGAUCCAGGAGGAGCAGGCUGCCCUCCGGACUGCCUCUGACCUCCUCGUCUCAACUCGACCCGCAUCGAGCUUACCUCCCAUCGGCCUCCUCGGCUCCACCGCCUCCUGGCUCAGAGGACGCAACUCUUCAAGCGAAAUCAUCCCGGGCGCUCCUCCCGUCGAUCGGAUCGGGAAAAUCGACGACCGUCAGGUCGUCCAACAGGACCGCAAGCUGGUUUAGAUUUUCUAGAUUUUUCGGUCCAACAAACCCCUUGAUUUUGUCCCAUUUGAACAAUUAAACCCCACUCCAAGUCAAGCUAAGAUGUAUC